AUGACGAUCAACUUCUACUACAUGAUGGGGUCACCACCGUGCUCUACCGUCACGAUGACGAUCGCAGCGUUGGGCAUCGAGUCCGAAAUUAAGUACCACAGUGUAGACUGUAUGGCAGACGAACAUCUCAAGCCGGAAUAUAUAAAGAUGAAUCCGCAGCACACUGUACCCACCAUCGAAGACGACGGCUUCGUUCUGUGUGAGUCUCGCGCGAUCUCCAGAUACCUAGUUAACAAGUAUGGCAAAGGCAGCGCUCUUUACCCUGAAGACGUUCAAGCGCGUGCGGUCAUCGACCAGAGAUUGGACUUCGACCUGGGGACUCUAUACUCUAGAUUUAUGGAGUAUUAUGUAAGUAUGUCGUGCAACAAUUUAAUCUGUCUGUCGGUCCUUGCAGAGUCUGACAGAAUAAAAUUUCGAUACAUCCAAACGUUUAGAUAUGCCGGGCAGUGA
Molecule: messenger RNA, 450 nt
Organism: Parnassius mnemosyne (clouded apollo)
Lineage: Eukaryota; Metazoa; Arthropoda; Insecta; Lepidoptera; Papilionidae
Source: the annotation of a GenBank genome assembly